GGCAAAGACUCCGACAUCAUGUUGGAGCCACAGUCAGGACACACAAGUGCACUCGGCUUCAAGGCGACGAUCCGCUUACGGGAUUUACCAGUCGUUCCUCGGAGCGAUCAGAGCGAGGUCAUCACCAACCAGGGGACAGUACGUGCCACAACACAGAAUACGGGUAUGAAGGUUACGUACUGGAUUCGUGACCGUGCCGCACGCGGGACGACUUGCCGGAUCGAUGGCUAUCUCUACGAGACAAACGCCGCCGAUCGCGUCCGGUGCCGGCUCCCAGUGCUAGAGCGAUAUCAUGGGCCGUUGUGCUGUGCGCCGAGUGCGGUGAAAUUACUUAUCUCAUUUCGCGAUUGCGUUUGUGGAUACCGCAACUUGCUCUUGCAACGAGAGAUCCUCUAUCGUGACGUUAGCAUUAACAGCCUAAUGUACUUCUGUACUGCCCGAGCAUUCAACGCAGGAAAAUUAUUGACUUGGAUUUGGCCGCCGAUAUCCGCACGCUGUGGACGGUUGGUGGAGCAACCGCAGGCGACUUGCGAGUGAGAACGCGUGUGUUCCAAUCUGCGAAAGUACUGUUUACUACUGACAAAAAUGUGUCUUUAUUUGGCCCUCAUGAUCACUUGGACGACCUCGAGUCGUUCUUUUACGUUCUCGC
Laetiporus sulphureus 93-53 is the source of this 649-nucleotide messenger RNA. RefSeq lists its product as uncharacterized. Lineage: Eukaryota; Fungi; Basidiomycota; Agaricomycetes; Polyporales; Laetiporaceae. The record is from RefSeq and is a predicted model, not a curated record. The transcript is spliced from 3 exons. The annotation marks the transcript as partial.